UCUCUCCAUCCUGAGGCAUCCCUUCAAGGUGACUGCGUCCCGCGACGAGUCGGGACGAGCCUCGCAGACUCUGUGAUGAAAGCCAAAAUGUAUGACGACAACAAAAAAGAGCAGAACUUUGACAGCACGUGUGCAGCGGGACACAGAUUAAAUCGUGUGGCAGCCGGCGCAUAUGUUCAGUCUCCCUGCAGCUCAGCGGUUCAAGGACGCUCCCACAGUGUCUGAUGACAACAAGUUUUUUUUUGUUGUUUUUUUUUUUGCUCCGAGCUAGUGGUCAUGUUCAUGUCGGAUGGGUUUGGGCCGCAGAGCGGCGGUGUGUCCGCCUCCAACGCGGAGCUGCAUCUUAAAGUAGCGGACAACCACAAGAGCAGCCUGCCCGCAGCAGCAGCAGCAGCAGGGAUGAGGAUGGAGAACAGCAGUGGGAAGAAACUCUUAGACAUUUCUGGACCUGCUUUAUCUAAACGAAAACUUCUGGUCGGCUUGGACCUCCUGUGCCUCUUCCUUGCCUCCAUUCCUUUCUUUGCAUGUGAGCUGAAGGCAGUGAGUCCUUACAGAAGAGGCUUCAUGUGUGGGGACCCCAGCAUCACCUAUCCUUAUCUGCCACAAGAGGCCAUACCAGAUGAGUUACUCAUCGCUGGCGGCAUCAUCAUCACCGGCGUCACAAUCGCCCUUGGGGAGUGUUACAGGGUGCGUUUCCAAGGCGUCAGCUCCAAGGCCUUUGUCACAAACUUGUACGUGUCCCGUCUGUACAAGGAGCUGGGUUGCUUCCUGUUUGGCUGCUGCGUCGGCCAAUCACUGACCAAUAUGGCCAAACUGAGCGUGGGGCGGCUGCGGCCGCACUUCCUGUCCGUGUGCGGCGUCACCUAUGCGUCACUCAACUGCACGCCGGGAAGCUACGUGGCAACAGUGAGCUGCCGGCAGUCUGAUCACCCGUCAGAGGAAGAGGCAAGGAAGUCCUUCUUCUCAGGCCACGCUUCCUUCGCCAUGUACACAAUGCUCUAUUUAGCAUUUUAUCUGCAGGCACGGUGGACUUGGCGAGGGGCUCGCCUGCUGAGACCUGCACUGCAGUUCUUCCUGGUUGUGCUUGCAUUCUACACAGGUUUGACUCGGAUCUCAGAUUACCGGCACCACCCGUCCGAUGUGCUAACGGGCUACAUACAGGGAGCCCUCACCGCUUACUGGGUGGCCUUCCACAUCUCAUCCAUGUUUAAAAGCUGCAGUCCAGAUCUGUCUCCCACUGAGACCCUUAACGCCGCCUUGUCACCCCACCAUUCUGUCUGCUAAACAUCACUCACACAGACAUCUGUGGCACCAACACCCACCUGUGGCCCGCAGUCUGGUGCAGACAGACGAGAGAUUGGAAGGAUGUGAGGCCAUUUCCUGUGAAGUCAAACCACAUACCUCAGCGCUCAGAGUGAAGGAAAGAGAUGGUGAGCGUUUUGCCUGUGGCUCAAAAGAAAAGGACAUACUACUGCGUAUAUGAACAGUGAGAAAGGAGGGAGGGAGGAUGCUGAAAACUGUACCCACACUGCAGCUGGAGAGACUUAAAAGCAGCCUGAGCACUUGACCGCUUUGUCCUUGUGACGGACCUCGACAUGUGAUACUUACCUGUGAGACGAGACUGAAAAAAAACACCACUACUACCACUAUACCUGUAAAUGUAUACAGUUGUUUGUACGAGCACUUUUUGAUGUGCACAUUAAUAUUAUUAAUUGAGUCUUUGGUAUAUAGAAUGUAAA
This is a messenger RNA of Solea solea (common sole), 1739 nucleotides long. Its product is annotated as phospholipid phosphatase 3-like. Lineage: Eukaryota; Metazoa; Chordata; Actinopteri; Pleuronectiformes; Soleidae. Gene Ontology annotation, biological process: signal transduction; phospholipid dephosphorylation; phospholipid metabolic process. Gene Ontology annotation, molecular function: phosphatidate phosphatase activity. The transcript has 6 exons. Bases 277 to 1284 code for a protein of 335 amino acids. The record is from RefSeq and is a predicted model, not a curated record.